AUGGCGAACCAGGAUGUGGAGAGAGGCAGGGGAGAGGGAAAGAGCGGGGGGUACGCUGGAGGAGUGCCUGAUUACUUCGCGGUGGAUAGGGAGGAGUCGUUCUGGACGCCGUGGAUAGUCCCCAUGUUUGUGGUGGCGAACGUCGUCAUGUUCCUCGUAACCAUGUACGUCAACAACUGUCCUGAUCACCCAAGAAUCUACGGGGGAUGCGUCGCCGGUGGCUUCCUCCGCCGCUUCUCCUUCCAGCCCCUGCGAGAGAACCCACUCCUCGGUCCUUCCUCUGCUACGUAUGUUAUCUUCCCACCCUUCUGCUCCGUCAUGGCGUCUUUGCUUGUGUUUCCUGUCUUCUUACCUGCCUCCAUUGCCAUUAGAGUAGAGGCGCCAUUCGCCUUGUGCUGGAAGAUCUCUCUCUUCCAAGGAAUGCCCGACUGUGCAUCUUCGAGAUGCGGACCCGAUUUUGGUUGACGAUGAAUCCACAUUGAUCGGUCCAAGUGAGGGGGGUCAUGACUAGUGGAUCUUCUUCCCCAGAGAAAGGGAUGAAUGCUGGAUAAUAUGUUCUUGCCGUUGGAUGCCAAGAACAUGGAUUAAUAUCCCCUCCUUGGAUUAAUAUUAUUUGAGAGAUUAAUAUGCUCUUCCCAUUUCUUCCGACAACCACAGGUUAUAUUUCACCAGGGCAGGAUCACUUUCUAACAGAGGAAGAAUGAUCAAUAGUGGAUAAUGGAGAAGAUUUCUGAUGAUGAGAUCCAUUAGCCUCUGGGUUUAAAUGAUUUCCCUUGAGAUACUCAGCAGUUCUUAUGUUCUUGCCGAAUGGUUGGGAAAAAACGAAGGAAAAUUAAACUCGCAUUUUCUCUUCAUAAAUAUAACCUGAUUAUUUUUCUUCUCCAAAGAACUGAAUGAGUAUAGCGAGUGAUGAUUUUCUUGUUUCCUUCUAGCUCAGUCUGGUGAAGCUAGGUGCACUCGAGUGGAGCGAAGUCGUCCGCGAACAUCAAGGAUGGAGGCUUGUUACAUGUCCUUGGCUGCAUGCCGGACUGAUUCAUCUCAUCACGAACAUGCUGAGCCUGCUUUUCAUCGGGAUUCGCCUCGAGCAGCAAUUCGGAUUCGGUGAGGCAUCAUCCAAGUAGCCUACUCUUAUUAGAUCAAUAAGCCAGCAUGGUUGUCAUCUCUGUUAGUCAAAGUCAACUCCAGUGAUCCCUUCUCUUGUUCAUAAUACCAAUGAAGGAAUCCUCAUCCGACAAUCUUUGCAUCUAACUUCUUCCUCGUCAUUUUGCAGUUCGCGUUGGGGUAAUCUAUCUUUUAUCAGGACUUGGUGGCAGUGUACUCUCAUCCCUGUUCAUCAGGGGAAGUAUCUCUGUUGGCGCAUCGGGGGCGCUCUUUGGGCUCCUCGGAGCCAUGCUAGCCGAGCUUCUCACGAACUGGACCAUUUACACCAAUAAGGCGUGGGUCCACUCCUGUUUCGUGCUCUAUCUCAUAUAAUAUUUCAAGCAGGAGGGAGGGAAGGGGGUCUUACUGGCGUAGUGCCUGUGUUUGGUGCAGGUUGCGGCACUGUUCUCCCUGUCAGUCAUCAUUCUCAUCAACCUGGCCAUUGGGAUUCUACCUCGCGUUGACAAUUUUGCUCACAUUGGAGGCUUCCUGAGUGGGUUUCUUCUAGGCUUUGUCUUCUUGCUCCGGCCACAGUUUGGUUGGAUUGAGAGGCAGAAUUCUGCCCCCAGAAGUCAAAACACGAUUCGUCCGAAGUCAAAGCACAACCUUUAUCAGCGCAUGCUGCUGCUAUCUGCUUUUAUCUUGCUGGUAUCUGGGUAAGCAUUUGCUUAUUUAUUUUUCUUGAUUUUCGCCGGUUUUCAUCGAUUUACCUCGAUUUAGAGAGAUUAUCUGGGUCUUGACACAUGGGGAAUAGAUUCAUAGGAUACUGUAUUGGGUAUAUAUAGAAACACUGAAUAAUUUGUCAACAUUAUCAUAUACCUUUUGCAUCAUUUUGCCCAUAUCUCUGAUUUUCGAGGAGUCAGUGUACAACAUUAAUUCAAUAAUCUCUCUCUCUCUCUCGCUCUCUCUCAGAUUUGCAGCUGGGUUGGCGAUGCUUUUCUCGGGAGUGAACGCGAACAAGCAUUGCAGCUGGUGCCGAUACCUCAACUGCGUGCCAACAUCCAAGUGGCAGUGCGACUACUGA
Messenger RNA from Spirodela intermedia, 2164 nucleotides. The record is from the annotation of a GenBank genome assembly. NCBI's taxonomy places the organism in Eukaryota, Viridiplantae, Streptophyta, Magnoliopsida, Alismatales, Araceae.